Molecule: messenger RNA, 1890 nt
Organism: Oncorhynchus keta (chum salmon)
Lineage: Eukaryota; Metazoa; Chordata; Actinopteri; Salmoniformes; Salmonidae
Product: galectin-2-like
Exons: 5
Coding region: 346-759 (137 amino acids)
Molecular function (GO): carbohydrate binding
Source: RefSeq, a predicted model, not a curated record
UGUAUGCUUUGGCCACAAAAUAUGAGUAAAAUAUGAGUUGAUAACAUUAUUUGGGUAUGAGUUAACACAGCAUGAGCUUUUAAAAGUGAGAUUUUUCACUGGACAGUCAUUUACUUUAAACACUGUCAUUACAGCACCACUAGAGGCUGCCAACCAAUUAGCAUUCAGGGCUCAAACCACCCAGAUAAUAAUAUACAGUGCAGCACUACACAGUUGAUUACUGAUCAGAUUGACUUUGAUCAAAGAUCAAGCUUUUCCAUUAAAUAAGGCUAUCUUGUCUGAUCCCAGUCCGUCCGUCUUGCAAGUCAAACCACAUUCAGGGCCCCUUUCGCCACCAGUGACAACAUGGCAAUGCCAAUGGAACUUGAGCUGAAGCAUGUGGAGCUGAGAGCUGGAGACCAGUUCAAAGUACAGGGGAGGAUUAUGGAUGAGGCUGAGAGGUUCCAGAUCGACCUGGGCUGUGAUGAAGAUGACCUGGCACUGCACUUUAACCCACGCUUCAAUGAUGACACUGAUGGUACUGUGCUCGUGUGCAACUCAAAGAUUGCUGGCUGCUGGGGUGAUGAGAAGAGAGAGAUCCACAAUCCACUCCAAAGGGGUUCUACAUUCAAGAUUGUGCUGAAGCUGACGGGCGACAUGUUUGAAGUGGAGAUGCCUGAUGGACAGGAGAUCCAGUUCCCCAAUCGUGAAGGCCUACACGUCAUUACCUACAUUCGUAUCAAAGGAGACCUCAAACUUACUUCUUUCAAAAUCUACUAGACCCCAAUAUAUGAGGGGUGAUUUAGUUAGAUCAAUGGGUUAGGACAGGAGCAAUGACACUCAUCAAAUCAUUGUUCUAAUAUAUGUAUUAGUGAACUGUUGGGCAUAUUAAAUAUGUAUCUGGGUUGACCAAAGUCUAUCACUGUUUAUCUUUUUUCCCCAUAGUAUGGUAUAUUUGUUGCAAUAAUAUUCACACAUCUCAUGUACACUAAACUCAAGGAUAAUAUGAAGAUGAGGUUAUGGAACUAUUUGCCCUGGAAUUUUAGUUCAUAAUACCUUUCCAGAUCUUCUUGAAAUCGACAAACAAACCACUUCCAGUAUGGAAGUUCAGAGAGGUCUGGUGUGAUGCUCCAAUCAGCAAAUCUUGGGCCAUUCUUUUUUCAGUAUUCUUUCAAAAUAUAUUUAUCUUCUGAUUCAUGGGGUGGGUAAAACCGGCCAUUACUUGUUACUGUACAAAAAUCUAUCCAAAAUUCUACUGUGUCCUUGAAGUGACAUCCAUUGAUUAGUUUAGGGCGAUGAAAAGGGACAUUGUGAUCCUUCGGUUUGGAUGCCACUUGGUGUUUGUGCAGAUGGCUUUACAGAAGGGAUAUCGUACCCAGCAGCAAUCACAAAAGGGUUUGAUCAGAAUCUCAUCUGGCCUCUCCCUGAACUGCUUCAUGCUCAGGAGUGACACAUUGCUGUGGCUUCUGUUGAUCUCCAUGAUUCUGUUGGCAAGACCUUCCCUUACCUCUUCUUCGAGGAAGUCAAAGUCGGUUAUGUCACAGAAAUCCCUGAAAUGAUUCUCUGCUAAUUUCAGAUCAUCUUUUAGAGCCCUGGAAAGCUCUCUAAGCCACAUGUUGUCUCCAUUUCUGUUUUUGACUGUCUUGUUGCUGUAUGCACUGCAUGGCUCACACGCUGAUCUUUAGCUGUUAGCUCACACACAUGAAGUGAAAGAUCAACCGUAAAUUCCUUUUUGAAUGCAUAUUUUCUUAUCUUAGAUUCAAAUUCCUUUAUGCUUUCUUUGACAUGAGUUGCUAUUUCUUGCACGUAACUGUAAUUGUCAUUGAAACUUGUCUAAAUUAAGGGUGAAAAGAGCCAGUAGGCAAUACAGUGCAGUAUGCAUAUCAGCAAAAUAAAUUAUUAUGAAUUGAG